AUGGCGAAGCGCCCUAAUUCAGCAAGAGUGCCUAAAAAAACGUCCAGAUCAAGAUUAAAUAAGAACCUGCAGAUAGCAAGAGCAUUGGCCUUUCAAAAUAUAAAACGAAAUCCUAAUCCACUAAUGCAAUCAACAACGUCUGUAAGAAAUGAAUUUGAACAAGAUUACCCUGCAUUAGAAAUAGAGGUUGACCAGUCUUAUAAGUCAAUAAAACAUUUGUUGAACGGUCGCCGCAUUGUAAACUUAGGUCACGUUCUCAGUGAAUAUGAGAAAAUUUGUAAGCAUGGAGACAAAUGUACGAUGGGAAAGAUGACUUUCGUAAAAGAAACAAGAUUUGGAUUGACUUCAAGACUGCAUUUUUUUUGUGAUAAUUGUGAAGAAGCCACUGUAUUGAGCACUGAUCCAAAUAAUGGGGAAAAUGAAAUAACGAAAGCUGUUGUAUGGGGCAAUAUGUCAAUAGGAAUUGGUAAAUAUCAAUGUGAGGAAUUAUUCGCCAUUAUGGACAUUCCGUUCAUGACACAAAAAACGUAUAGUCAGACUACUGCUGGAAUAAAAAAGAUUUGGGAAGAAAAACUUUUUGAGAAUAUGCAGAAAGCGGGAGAAGAGGAGAAGAAAUUAGCAUUGGAAAAAGGCAAUGUGAAUGCCGACGGAACGCCCUUCAUAACUGUAAUUGUAGAUGGAGGAUGGAGUAAAAGAAGUUACGGGCAUGGAUACAAUGCUCCUUCAGGAGUUGGAGUCAUAAUUGGUGCUGAAACAAAAAAACUUUUAUUUGUAGGAGUGAGAAAUAAAACUUGUUCCUCAUGCUUUUAUUAUAAAAAACAUAAUUUAGCCCCAAAGUCACAUGAUUGUGCACUCAAUUUCAGUGGUCCUUCAACAAGCAUGGAGCAAGAUAUAAUAACAGAUGGCUUUUGCAAGAGUAUCGAACAGCAUGGACUUCUAUAUAAAUAUUUGAUAGGUAAAAAACCCAAAUACAUAAUUAUCGAUUACUACAAUGUGAUGGAGAUUCAAGUGUAUAUUCAAGGGUUGUUGAAAAGGUCCCGUACGGUCGGCAAAUUGGUUAAAUCAGUGAGAAUUAUUGUGAAAAAUAAUAAAAAUGAUGUGGUGAUGUUACGCAGGGAUUUGGGAAACGCUCCUUAUCAUAUAUUUGGAAACCACGAGAACUGCAGGGACACAUAUUGCAAAAGGAAAAACGACGGGGAAGAAGAUUGUACUAAGAUAAUGAGUCCGCUCUUUUUUCAAGAGAUUUUGAAAAUCUUAGAGCCUAUGAAAAAUAAGGCGGAUAGAUUGGCAUACAAUGAAACCACAAACCAAGCAGAAAGGUAUAUGGCUCUUGUAGCAAAAUGUACGGGAGGAAAGAGAGUCAACUUUGGCCGAUCAAUUUCAUACACCUGCCGUGCCUAUAGUGCUGCACUUUCCCAUGCUGAUGGUCCUUCCUGGCAUCUGAAUGCAUGGAAGGGGAAUAGCAGCAAUCAUAUGAUACAAUUUUGUUUGAAGAGGAAGCGGCAUAAUGAGCAGAGGAGGGAGAGGAUUAUUCCGUCGAAAUCAAGAAAACUAUGUGUUGGUCCUGAUUCCAAUUACGGACCAAAUGCUUCGCAACCGGACAUGGCUGAAAUUGAAAUAGAGGAGAAGAAAAUAAUUUUCCUUCAGAACCUACGGGACAGAAUUUCAGGGGAUUCAUCCAUACAAGAAAUAGAGAUGAAAACAAGAGGACAACACGAUAAUGUAUUGUGGAGGGAAUAUCGACAGGAUUAUCUCACAUCAUCGAAUUUCGGAGCAGUGGUGAAAAGAAGAAGGACAACACCCUGCCAUAAUUUGGUGAAAUGCCUCCUCUACAAAAAACCAAUAAACACUCCGGGAGUUUUAUAUGGCAGAGUUAAUGAGAAUCGGGCUAUUGAAAUAUAUGAAGCCACAAAAAAUGUUGAAGUAACACGCUGUGGCUUCAUAAUAGAUCCCGAUUUCCCAUUCUUAGGUGCCUCGCCUGAUGGACUGAUCAAGCAUGAUGGUCUGAUAGAGGUCAAAUGCCUUCAAUCUGUAAAGGGUAAGCUUAGUGAAAACAAAAAAUCGAAAUGCUAUACUGUUCAUCAGGAUGGAUUAAGGUAAGAAACAUUUCAUGGAUUAUAAUGUUGCAUUAUAAUUAUGAUACGUCACAUUGAAAAUAAUUUUUACAGGUUGAAGAAGAAUCACAACUACUAUUUCCAGAUUCAGGGCCAAUUGAACAUAUGCAGAAGAGAAUAUUGUGAUUUUAUUCUAUACUGCGACAACGAUUUUCACGUAGAAACCAUUAAAAGAGAUGAGAAUAUCUGGAAGAAUAUUAUGGUACCAAAAUUGAGAGAAUUCUAUGAAAAUUGUAUUCUCCCGGAGAUAAUAGAUGGGAGAAUUCCAAGAGGAAUGCAAGUUCGCGAGCCAGAAUCUUGAACUUAUGCUUCAACGCGUAGGGCUUUCCCUCGCUUACCAAAAAAAGUUCUUGAAAUUUAAAUACACUUAUAAAAUAUUUUUUCUCCGAUUGACAACAAAUUUCAAUUUUGCAGACACAUAUCAAUCAGUAAAGUAUUACUUUUCCUGCCUACGCAGCAAAGUAAGUACUUUCAUGCUUAGGCAUCAUCAGAAAUGAUUAAUGGAAAAAAAAAUUUCAAACUACAAUUAUUAUGGACAUAUACAUUUCCAUAGCAACCAACCAUCGAACAAUUGCAAUUUGUAUGAAAUUUCAUUUCAAUUUAUCACUACAAAAAAAAUUAAAAGAUCAAUACUUAUACAUGGCCGAGCGUAGCGUGACUAGGAAUUCAGCUGAGGUAGUCAAUUUACUGCUUUGCCGCCUAAUAAAACAAAUAACUAUCAAAAGUGACUUUUAUUUGACAAUAACCUUUUUUAUCCGAUUUGAAAAAAUUAUUAAAUAUUGAACUUAGAUGAGCUGAAUAUAUCUGUAAAAACCCCAAGUGUUCCUUUUCUUAUUGCCUUCACUCAUUUUUUUACGUGUCAAAUGUCAAAUAAUCAUU
This is a messenger RNA of Harmonia axyridis, 2993 nucleotides long. RefSeq lists its product as uncharacterized. The record is from RefSeq and is a predicted model, not a curated record. The transcript is spliced from 9 exons. The coding region runs from base 1 to 2100 and encodes 699 amino acids. Lineage: Eukaryota; Metazoa; Arthropoda; Insecta; Coleoptera; Coccinellidae.